AUGAAGCUCGCGGCUCUGGGAUCAAUACCUGUGCACACGAGACCCGAAGAAACUAAAUCAAGUCUUAAACUAAUAACUCAUUUAGACAAUGCAAAUCGGCUGGCCUUGCCUUCAUUUCUGACUUUCUCAGAAUUCCGUGCGUCUUUGGUUCUCGGUGGCGGUGCUGCCAACUUGAGAACACCUACCAAGCGCAGGACCACGCCGUUGCCAGAAGGACUGCAAGUGGACAGGACGGUCGCUGUUCCUAUGCAUGUGACCGUAAAUAUAAGGUCGUCUCAGUUCAACACUUGUGUGAUUAAACAGAUCGAAGUGUGUGCCCAAAAUGACAGGAAGAAGAACAAGACUUUGUUGGCUUUGGACUCCACACCACAAUGGAAAAAGCUAAACAGCAAGAAGUUCGCAGGCAUUCAGGGGAAUAUGACUACACCCCGUCAAAGAGAUGCCAUCCAAAAGAAGAAACUACUGGUGGACCAUGAUGGUGGUGGUGAUGGUUUUGGUUUUGGUACCUCCACUCCCCAUUUCAUCAAAAGCAACUCCAGAACUCCGGCCAGCAGAUUUAGCAAUGUGUCCGUGUGCUCCCCCGCUGCUGCAGAGCCUGACCUUGCCAGUCGUCCAGCCUCCUCCUCCUCCUCCUCUUCCUCCUCCUCCUCCUCCUCCUCCGAGAGCCCCAGCUGUGGCACUGGCAUCUCCACUGAACACAGUUCCAUCUACUCCUGGAGAUACGAUGAGUUUGACCGUGUGAACACCCAGCGUGUGCGUCAGCUCUUCUGUGCGGUGGACGAGCUCCUGUACGAGGGGAAGCUGAGCAGCCGCUCUGAAGGACUGCAGGAGGAGUGCAGAGCCUGGAACACACACUCACCACACCUCAGGGUGCUGGGUAACCAGUUGGAGCCUCCUAAACAGGAGGGUUUCCAGUACAUCCACAGACAGGCCUCCAGUGCUACCGGCAGUGCUGUGGUGCUCCACAUGCCAUGCCUGCUCAGGAGAGAGGACUCCAGCCAGCUGUGUGUGGAGGGCCAUGGUCUGUUGCCUGGGCCCCCAGCAUGCGGCCACUUGGCCCCUGGCUCCAGGCAGGAGCUCUCUGACCACUCACUGGCCUCAGCAUUGGAGGUGGAUGGUAAAGCGGAAGAUGAGGAAGAGGAGGAGGUGGUGUACGAAGCCGAGGGUAGACUGGAGGAGUUUCUUGCCUACGAUGUGAAGGAGAUGGAGGAUGAGGGGGUGGAUCAGAGGAAGGCCUGUUACCACACAGCCGUGCUGGAGCCCACCACUGGGAGGAGUGGGGGAGCCGGAGCUGGAGGAGGAACGGGAGGAGGUGGUGGAGGUGGAGUUGGUGGAGGAGGGGUGCCUCCCAUCUCUCCCCAUGCCUGCAUCAAGGAUGCCGUGGCGGGGGAGGUGUUCGAUGACGCCUGGCGCCUGGCGAUGCGCACUCUCCAGGGGCUCCUGCACAAGCACUGGCAGAGGGAUCCUAUAGGUGGUGUGGGCAUGCUUCUGCCCGGUGUGUCAGAGAGCGGUGGUGGCCAGGGCCCGGGUGAGCCAUCAUCCUCCUCUCCGGUCGACACCAAAUGCAGACGCCAGACCUCCUCCUCCAGGGUAUCCCAUGCCAAGAUGUUCCUGGGAUCCAGCUUCACCACCACCACCACCAACGCCCAAGGCUCAAGUGCCGUCAGAAUUAAUUUAAACGGCGUUAUGACGAUUCAGGCGAAGCCGCUUCAGCAAAGAGCACAAGGAUCAGCAGACAAGUCCCCCUGUGACUCUGAUGACAGAGACAGGUCCCAGGGUCCCAGGACUCAGCAAGCUCAGAGGCCCCAGGGAGGCUCCUCACAGAGGCCCCAGGGACAGAGCCAGCAGGGGCAACGCCGUCUCCCCAGACUGAGUGCCAGGACCAGGCUACUGACCAGUAGCAACCUCCUUUACAGCAACCAGGUCCUGCACGGCACCAAGCUAUGCACUGUGAGUGAGGGGCUGCCUUCACCUCCCGUCACUGCUGCUAUGGGCCACCGUCUGCCACAGCUCACCUCGGAUGGCCCCGACCAGGAUGUCUCCUUAGCACACCCUUCCCGACACAUGCAGCCCAGAUGGAGACUUCUACGGGGGGGCUUGGCCAGCGCCGUGCACCCCCGCUCUGGCCUACCUCCACUGAGGGAGCCCCCUGUGAGUCUGGAGCCGCUGGCUAGGCCCAACACCACCCAUACUGUCUGGUCUGACUCGCCCAUGAAGAGCAGCUUUUCACCGGUGGACUUUGCCAGCACCGUGAAGCCCUCUGGACAUGCGCUCCCAGGGUGCAGUGGUGACCUGGCGAGGAUGGGCAUUACAGGGUUCAGCCUGGGCAUCACCUCCUCCUCCAUGGCCAGCGGCUUCUCUGAGUGUGCCACCACGCCACCCAGGAGGAGACGGACAUACGCGUCCUCCGCAGUGGACAGAGACGGUCCCGCUGGAGCGCUCCUCAUUGGAGCGCAGUGUCAGCGCAAAGCACUCAGCCGACCUCCAGGAGGACCGACAGCCAGGAGGAAGUUCCAAAUGGUGAUGCCGUAAACGCUGACCUGGGGGACCAGAGGACCCAAACGUGGCACUAACACCCCUGACCUGAGGACACACGCACACACAACACUCACACUACUGGGCUGGGGACAGACACACAUGUGACGCUCACACCAAUGUUCUGAGGACAGACAUGCACACGACACUCACACCAUUGACCUGAGGACAGAUAAUACACGUCACACUCACAGCACUGACCAGAACACGGGCAUGCGACUCUCACAGCACUGACCAGAACUGACAAGCAAUUCCGGCACUGGCAUGCAAUUCUGAUCGCACACAAGACACAGAACAGCACAACACAGUAACACAGGCCACUAUAACAAUUCUGUCCAGGUGAUGGAGGAGUCGUGCUGUGACCACUGGUGUUUUAUAAUGAUGCUGCAGAGCAGAGGCACGGCAGGUGGUUUUCAUAUGCAACGCAAAAACACAAAUCAGAAAACAGGCUAGUCGAGAUGUGAGAAUAUUCAUUUUUUGACCGCUUCUGCAUACAAGAUAGAGGCUCAUUAAUGACAAUAUGGCAGAAAUAAUUCUGUAACAAACACAUCUUGACAACUGCUGCAAAGAAGUUUUGUGAAAGAGCCGAAAUGUUCAGCAAACUAACAUGCGGGGGUUGGACUUGGACAAAGAGUCUAUCCCGAGGGGUGCAGAGGUCAGCGUCUCUUAUCAUUCUGAAAUAAAUGUGUAAUACACACACACAGAUAUACAGACGCAUACACACGCGUAUGUACAUACUUGCACUUACUCACUGAGAGAGAGAGAGAGAGAGAGAGAGAGAGAGAGAGAGAGAGAGAGAGAGAGAAGCACACACAUGCACACAUAAUCCUGCUUUUAAAUGAAGACAUUAUAUAAAAAUGAAAGGUGUGGUGCCUUUUUUUAUCUGCUUGUCAUCUCUCCCCUCCUGUUUGUAUAUGAUCCACUUGUGCUCUACAUGUAUAUGCAGCGUUUUCUUUCUGGGCUGCAGGAGGUGGGGAAGGAGCAGGUUUAUUUCUGUAU
This is a messenger RNA of Engraulis encrasicolus (European anchovy), 3534 nucleotides long. It is a transcript of the gene fam149a, whose product is annotated as family with sequence similarity 149 member A. The transcript has 15 exons. The coding region runs from base 1 to 2532 and encodes 843 amino acids. The record is from RefSeq and is a predicted model, not a curated record. NCBI's taxonomy places the organism in Eukaryota, Metazoa, Chordata, Actinopteri, Clupeiformes, Engraulidae.